AUGCAUGACCUGCAGCAAAAGAUAACCAUUGAAGCGCAGAUUCGAUGCGAUAAAUGUCGGUCUCAGGCCAUGAAGAUAGCUGUUGCGGAAGAUGGUGUAACAUCAGUGGCUUUCCAGGGACCCAACAGAGACAAAAUGGUGAUAACUGGAGAGGGAGUUGAUGCCGCGGACAUGGCCAAGUCGUUGAGGAAGAAGCUUGGCUAUGCAGACUUGGUAAGUGUGGAAGAAAUUACUGAAAAGAAAGAUGUGAAGAAAGUUGAACCUAAACAGUAA
Molecule: messenger RNA, 273 nt
Organism: Prunus armeniaca (apricot)
Lineage: Eukaryota; Viridiplantae; Streptophyta; Magnoliopsida; Rosales; Rosaceae
Source: the annotation of a GenBank genome assembly